AUGCAUGCAAACAGCCAAGGACGUACCGUUUCCAACAACUCUAAUACCUCGCCUCCCACAGGGGAGAAGACACCUGUCCUUCCCUGUGACGAAGAAUCAUCUUUUGCCUCCGUAGAUGAUGUAUUCUUCUUUUGCGAACAGCAGCCGACUGUAAAUCAGGAAACAUAUUAUUCAGAGUCAUUCAAGAAAACGCGUUCCAAAGACGAGUAUCCAAAUGCCGAAGGUAAUUCGAAAAAAUCCAAUGUGAGAUCGGAGAAUAAGAACUCUAAAAAAGAUUCUUCUACGUGCACAAAGGACAAAGGCCAGAAUAAAAUCGCCGCCACCGAUUGUCACAACUUUCAAUUGAAUCAUACUGGAAAGAUCGCCAAGAAACAUACUUAUUUACCAAAAAAUUUGAAAAACCCCUUUGCUCACAGUCAAAAAAAUAUUGUUCACAGAAGCUUAAAGAACUCAUUUGGACAAAAUCAGAAAAAGACAGAUAGCCAAAGAACUCACACGACUUUGAUUGAUAUACUUGUGGAGGAUUGUCGACAAUGCGCGAUUGGAGAGAAAUCAGUCGCAUCAUUUUCCAAUGUUUCCGAUGAUGUUAAAAAGGAUAUUACUGAUUGUAGAGGUACUCUUACUCAGCCUACAGAGAAAAAGUCGCCUGGAUCUCGAUUUAAGUAUAAUUGCAUAGAAUCGGCGUUGGACUCGAUUAACACUAAUAAAGACAGCAGGCAACGUUAUUACAAUAAAAUCUCAAUUGUCGAUAAUAUUACAAAGCUUAAAAAGCCCGAUGCAACCCACGCAAAGACUACAGAAAUCACAAAGAAGUUUCCUUGGAAUUGCACAUGUACUAAAACAAAGAGAAAUCUUGACAAGUGCAAGGAACAAGAGAAGAAUGAUUCUAUCGAGAGCUUUGAUUCCUACAAUGACGCAAAGCAAUUGAAAAAGAAAAAACCUGCUUGUAGUCCAUUGAAAAAAUUCGGCCGAUCGUCUCUGUCAGUGGGUGCGGACAAAAUUGCGAUAAAUUUGCCAAAGUAUUCUCCUUGCGCAAGCAGAUUAGCCGCAAGCUCAAAAAUUUUGUCGUCUGAUCGAGCGGCAGAUCCUGAGAGUCCGCUUCACGUUCCACGCUCGAGGAGUCCAUCUCACAUCGAUGUACAAACCGAGAACAACCUUUCGAAGCAUUCGGAAAAAACGUCGAUACAGGCCAGUUUAUCUCUGAACAUACAACAGUUCCAAAAGACCCGGUAUACUCUGCGUAGUAGGAGUGUAGGUGACAGCUGCGUAACGUCGCCAACAAGUGAAGCGACUACCGUGAGCUACUCGCCCACCGGUACAGAGAUAUUAUCCCUGGAAGAAGUCGGGCCGCAUACAUCGCAUACAUCGUCGGCCGAAGGCUCGGGUAGUAGUUAUUCAGAAGUCAAGGAAAAAUUGGACGCCGAAUGCUCUGACAAAGUUAGAAGAGCGACUUUAGAGACGAAGUGUUAAUGAAACGUGGACUCUCGACGACACGCCAAACAUGUGUUUUACAUCAUUCUCUCUUCCAUACGUAUUUUACGUAAAGCGAUGACGCAGUUCCGUAUGCGCGGUAAACUCCUUCGGGCUGUAAUCGUGCUAGUGAGAAACUGUACACAGAGGCGAAUAUAUACGACAUACAUUUAUAAAAUUUAUUAUAUUUCUAGAUCCGCGAGAGCAUACUUGUGCAUAUUGAAUAUUCUUAUUCUACAUAUAUACACACUGUGUGUUGCGUACACGCGUGGAUAUUAAGCUGUUUUUGCAAAAUAGGCUACAGAACGUUGUUGCGACAAAUGUGUCGAGUAUUAUUAUUUUUAUUAUCCUCCUUGAAGUUAGGAUAUUCAAUGAUUCCCGUAUGGUUGUCAAAAUAUUUCUUUGCCUCGGGAAGUGCGACGAGCAUUGAUAGCAUGCAGUGAAGAGAUAUCUCGCUGAAUAUCCGCAUUAUCUUAAUUUAUUAAAAAAUUAGUAUUGUUAAGUUUUUUAUUUAGCUAAAGCUUUUAAUUCUUUAGCUGUA
This is a messenger RNA of Temnothorax curvispinosus, 2011 nucleotides long. RefSeq lists its product as uncharacterized. The record is from RefSeq and is a predicted model, not a curated record. The transcript is spliced from 2 exons. Lineage: Eukaryota; Metazoa; Arthropoda; Insecta; Hymenoptera; Formicidae. The coding region runs from base 1 to 1470 and encodes 489 amino acids.